Fibroporia radiculosa is the source of this 726-nucleotide messenger RNA. RefSeq lists its product as uncharacterized. The record is from RefSeq and is a predicted model, not a curated record. NCBI's taxonomy places the organism in Eukaryota, Fungi, Basidiomycota, Agaricomycetes, Polyporales, Fibroporiaceae. Gene Ontology annotation, cellular component: membrane; endoplasmic reticulum. The coding region runs from base 1 to 726 and encodes 241 amino acids. Gene Ontology annotation, molecular function: protein C-terminal S-isoprenylcysteine carboxyl O-methyltransferase activity. Gene Ontology annotation, biological process: C-terminal protein methylation. The transcript is spliced from 2 exons.
AUGGCCCUUGCUAAGAUACCCUUACUCCUACUCAAUUCGGUGGCUACCUAUAUCGCGCUUACUCCUCCUAAUCCCAAGGUGCCUGCAGAAGAACGCGCCAAAAACGUUUCUUUCACGGAGCAUAUAUUUUCUGCCAUUAUCAGAUCUUGGACCUUACUUCUGAAGGUCUCCACUUGCGGUUGGAGCAUUCUUGAGGUCGUUGUGAUUUUUGCGCGAAAUUGGCGCGCGCUCCCGCUCUCACAACAUGUUCUGAACACUCUCGUUAAUGGACCGCACGCUCUCGCAGACGAGAUCAAAAUCUCCACCAUGUUUUUAGUCGGCUGCAGCCUGGUCACUGGAGGUGCAUUAAUCCGUGCGCUCUGUUAUCGUACACUCGGACGUCACUUCACCUACGAGGUCGCUAUCUUGAAGAACCAUUCACUCGUGACCCGCGGACCAUACGCCUAUGUCCGACACCCUAGCUACACGGCUGCAAGCUUAUACGCGUUGGGGGUGACUAUGUGCUCUGUAUGUCGUGGUUCGUGGGCGGGAGAGUGCGGCGUCCUGGACAUUAUUACUGGGCAGAUUUUGGGGGUGUUCGACAUCAGUCUGUUAGUGUUGGGCGUGUAUGCCAUAGUCGUGAUGCGCAUGCCGCAGGAGGAUAUGCUAUUACGGGAGCAAUUUGGGGCACAGUGGGAAACGUGGGCGAGGAAGGUACCAUACAAACUCAUUCCGUAUGUAUACUGA